Molecule: messenger RNA, 2204 nt
Organism: Arabidopsis arenosa
Lineage: Eukaryota; Viridiplantae; Streptophyta; Magnoliopsida; Brassicales; Brassicaceae
Source: the annotation of a GenBank genome assembly
AAUUUUAGCCUAAUUCAAAAAUCAAAAUCCGAUCAUCGACAACUUGUGAAUUUUCGGAGAAGAAGAAACGAGAACAAAAGAAAGAAUCUCGGCGAUGUCGUGGUUGAGAUCGGCGGUGAACAAAGCAGUUGAAGUCGGCGGGAAGAACAAUAUCACCCGCACCGUUCGCAAUUACGCUGAUUCCGUCGUCCUUACCGCCGGCAAUGCCGUUUCCGAAGGCGCCAAACUCAUCCAGGAUCGCAUCGGAUCGAGGAAUGUGAAGAGCUUUAGUCUCGCGGUGAAGAGAUUAGAAGAGGUUUCGGUUUCUUCGAGAGGAGGCGAGAGAGUGCAGUUGUUGAGAAGAUGGCUUGUUGCUUUGAAAGAGAUUGAGAGAAUGUCUUAUUCUUGUUUCGAUAAUAACAAUCACAAAACCGAUGAUCAUAAUCAACCUUAUUCAGAAGAAGCUAAAGAUUCUCCUAAAAACUUCAGCACCGUUUAUUACGUUGAUCCUGGUCUUCCCGGUGAGCCAAUGACUUUCCGCGAUGUGUUUCUUCAUAGCGAGGCGCUUGAAGGGAUGGUCUUGUCUAUGAUUUUGGAAGCACCCAAUGAGGAAGAAGUCCAGCUGCUUUUGGAACUGUUUGGGCUCUGUUUGUCAGGAGAGAAGGAAGUUCAUGAAGCAGUGAUUCAAAAUGUGCAGGACUUAGCAACGGUGUUUUCGAAAUACAAGGAUGAAGUUCUAGCAAAGCGCGAGGAACUGCUUCAAUAUGUCCAAGGUGCUAUUGGAGGGUUAAAAAUUAGUGCUGAUCUUGCAAGAAUAGAUAUUGAAGCCCAUAGUCUGAUGGAGAAACUCGAUAAGACGAAGGUCAAGGUUCUCGAACACGCUUCUAAUGAAGAUGCUUCAAAAACUGCUGCAUCAACAGAGGCUCUCCGGGAAAUUCUUGAACAAGUUCGCACUUUUACAAAACUAGAAGCACUCUUGCUUAGGAAAAAAUCAUUACGCAAUGGUGAUUCCCUUCAACGCCACAGUGAGAAGGUCGAUAAACUAAAAGUUCUGUCAGAAUCCUUACUCAAUUCAACCUCGAAAGCCGAAAAGCGAAUCGUGGAUCAUAGAAGCCAAAAAGAAGAAGCUCUAAGCUACCGAGUUUCUAAAACUACUGAAGUUGGUCAGCUGGAGAAGGAUGUAGCUGCAGAAUUAAAAAAACUUGAGAUUUUGAAGGAUGAUCUUGAAGCUGAGCUGAAAAGGGUCAACACCUCAAUAACAUCUGCCCGGGCUCGCCUUCGCAAUGCCCAAGAAGAAAGAGAGCAGUUCGAUAAUGCGAGUAACGAAAUUCUUAUGCACCUGAAGUCAAAGGAAGAAGAGCUGACUCGUUCGAUAACUUCAUGCCGAGUAGAGGCAGAUGUUGUAAAUAAGUGGAUCAAAUUUUUGGAAGAUACCUGGAUUCUCCAGUCUAAAUUUUCUCAACAAAAGGAAAACCAAGUGAGUGGUGAGAUGGAGAGAUAUAGUGACCAUUUCAUCGACCUAAUUGUUCAACUCCUAUCUUUCUAUAAGGAACAAUUGGAUCCUUCUAUACCGAAAAUCCGAGGAGUCGUGGAAAGUUUGGAACCAAGUAAAGGGUUAGAAGCAGAGAAAAUCACAGACAACAAGGAUACAAAGCCAUUCGAUUCUAGAAAACAGCUUGAGAAGGAGUAUCUCGACCUCGAAGCUAAGUUUGUAACAACAUUAAGUGUGGUGGAUGCGAUGAAAAAGCCAUUCUAUUCGCAAACAGAAGGUAUCUCCAGGAAAGACGAUAAAAGAGUGAAAGAACUAUUUGAGGUAUUGGACAAAACAAAACAAGAGUUUGAGGCUAUCGAACGCCCGCUUUUGGAUAUUGAGUCUCCUUCUAGAACCUCAUCAUCUUCACGCUCACCGUCCCUGAAAAUGACGCAUGAGACUCCACUUUCCGAUACAGUCCUGAAACUUUCCGGUGAUGAUGAUUCACCAGACAGUAAAAAAGGGUCUUCAGAGAAGGAAGAAGACCCGGCAAAGAAACAACUCGAGUUGGAACUGGACGUCGAGGGAGAAGAGUUCUUGGCAGAUGAAAUCAAUGACUGGGAAUUCGACGCUCUUGAUGAAACUCUCACCUCAAAAACCAGUAGUUGAUCUCCCAAAUUUUGCAAUGGUAAGCCACAUUACAAGAAGCUUUCAAAAUUCACAUGUUUUUAGGUAAUAUACAUUGUAGAUGUUA